Molecule: messenger RNA, 1164 nt
Organism: Penicillium alfredii
Lineage: Eukaryota; Fungi; Ascomycota; Eurotiomycetes; Eurotiales; Aspergillaceae
Exons: 1
Coding region: 1-1164 (387 amino acids)
Source: RefSeq, a predicted model, not a curated record
AUGCCUCUACUUUUUGGCUGCUUGCUAGCCCUAGCCGUUUUCGUUGCGCUUCCUGAUCCCACCUCUGCCUACCCAGCUCACUCGCAAGAUCUCGUACCUCGAAGCACGGGAGAGGUAGAUACCUACCCAAAGAGGCAGGAUACGACACAACUCGGUAAACGACGCCCAACGCUACCUGCCAUAUUCCUGAUCACCCUAGGAGUUGGGUUCCUGGGAACCCAGUCCCUGCUCGCCGGAUAUUCAAUGAGUACCGCAUGUGCCAACGCCAAGGGAGAAGCUCCAGGCGGAUGGGAAAAGGCAUGUAUUGCCGCAUUUGUCGAGGUACAAAUCGAGAGGGUAUUAUACACAUUCUUUGGCGUUCUGUUCGUCUUGGUCGGGAUCUAUGGAACCGGGAGAGCCUCACGCACGGAAGGGUUACAUGGCACCGAGGGCACCGAGUACGACGGCAUGGAUCCUGACCUGGAGCGAAUGUCCCGCAUGCAAGCCAUGAGGGCCCAACUCUGGGCCUAUCGCCAAGAGGACGACCCAGAGCUGGGUCUGCCCCGACGAAAAGGAAAAGACCGCCGGCAUUCCAACGACGGACAUCCAUCAUUGCUCGGCGAGAAAAGCUGUGAAGACGACGCGGACUUGAACUGUGUGCCGCACCGUGUGUGGUAUGACUCCCCCAGCACGGGCAGUCUCCACCGACGAAACGGCGCCGGCGACAUACACGCGAUCCAUCACACUCCUCUCGACUUUGACUUCCGCACCCCUUCGCGUCGACGCCGUGACAUUCAUAUCAACCCCGUCCAGGACCACUUCAACGACAACUACAUCGAAUGCGCCGGUGAAGAGGUGCCGUCGAAGAAAAACGACGGAUUUUUUAGUGGGACCGUCUACCGGAUGAAUCUGGAAUCCUUGAAGCAUGUGCAAUUGAAGAACGACUCCCUGAAGCUCGGCCACGAGAAACAAGCAUUGGGCGAUGCUGCGCGGGCGACGCUUCCGCGCAUGCAGCCUGCGCUGAAACAAGGCCAGGAAGGCAUGUUCUGCCUGGACUUCUUUGUCCAGGACACCGACGACAAGUGGCACUGGGGUAUUACGUCCUACUACUACCAAACCACGAAUCCGAAUCAUCAUUAUGGCCGCAAUGAGACCUUUCUGGAGAGUUGUGCGCGGGCAACUUAA